Molecule: messenger RNA, 1303 nt
Organism: Cercospora beticola
Lineage: Eukaryota; Fungi; Ascomycota; Dothideomycetes; Mycosphaerellales; Mycosphaerellaceae
Product: type 1 glutamine amidotransferase
Cellular component (GO): cytosol; nucleus
Source: RefSeq, a predicted model, not a curated record
GAGAAUAUUCUUAUCACUCAGAGUAUUAGAGGUUUACGAGGUGGAGGGUCUUUGUAUUCGUUUUCGAGUUCCAGGACUGGGUUUGAGAGAUCUUCGCCACAACACGGAUUGGGCGGACUUCUUUUACUGCAGCGAGUGGAAGGGUUGCGAGGAAGAGGUGUCUAUUAUUCGACUCUUCCGCGAUAUACCUACGAUCUCUCCUCCUCCGCGAGACGCUGCUAUUCGACGAUCACAAUGCGUCCUCCUCUCCGCAUCGCCGUCCUCGAAUGUGACGAACCUAUUGGGCGAACGAAAGAGAAAUAUGGAGGGUAUGGAAACUUGUUCCAUGAACUGUUAGAUCACAGUGCGAAACAUUUGAAAGCGAAAGAGGGGAAAGAAGUGGAAUUGGAUGUUACGAAGUAUGAUGUUGUGAGGCAUGAGGUUUAUCCGGAGUUGGAGGGUGUGGAUGCUGUGCUUUUGACGGGGAGUAAGUUCAACUCUUUUGACAAUGAUCCUUGGAUAUUGAAGUUGGUAGAAUUUACACGAAAGGUUUUGGCGCAAGAGCGGGUGAGGUUGAUCGGAGUGUGCUUUGGACAUCAAAUUAUUGGAAGAGCAAUGGAUGUUAAGGUCGAUCGAAGUGAUCGGGGGUGGGAGAUUAGUGUGAGUAAGGUGCAGUUGACGGAGAUCGGGAAGAGGUUGUUUGGAUUGGAGGAGAUGGCGAUUCACCAGAUGCAUCGCGAUAUCGUAUAUGAAUACCCGGAAGGAACUCAGCCAUUGGGACACUCUCCGAGAUGUGAUGUGCAGGGAAUGUAUACCAAGAACCGAGUCAUCACGGUCCAAGGACAUCCAGAGUUCAACGGCGAUAUUGUGUCCGAGCUGCUGGAUAGCCGACAUGAGAAGGGAAUAUUUGAUGAUGCCAUGUAUAAGGACGGUAUGGAUAGGGUGCGGCUGCAUCAUGAUGGAGUUACCAUUGGAGCCGCGUUCUUGAGGUUCUUGCUGGAAGAUUGAUGGGAUGUAGCUCAUUGCAUCUAUGCACGCAUUCAGCGCAUUGGUCGUGGCGAGGUGGUGGCGUGUUUUUGGUGGAAGCGUGGUCGGUUGCUAUGUGACAUUGCUGGCACUCGCUGGCACUCUUAUCAGAAGGGGGGGAAACUCGGCUGGUGGCUCGCGCAUUGAAACAAUGCAAUGGCUGCAGCCGCAGCUAAUUCUGCAUUGGAGAGACAGCUUCCAGAUAAACAUAGACCGUGGUCAGUGGUAGAGCAUGCAGCGCAGUUUCCCCACGCACCUCUGGCUCGAGCUAUGGCGUGACGGAGUGGCUCGUUGGCGA